Messenger RNA from Thalassophryne amazonica, 1712 nucleotides. It is a transcript of the gene syngr2b, whose product is annotated as synaptogyrin 2b. Gene Ontology annotation, cellular component: synaptic vesicle membrane; neuromuscular junction. The record is from RefSeq and is a predicted model, not a curated record. Bases 92 to 814 code for a protein of 240 amino acids. The transcript has 4 exons. NCBI's taxonomy places the organism in Eukaryota, Metazoa, Chordata, Actinopteri, Batrachoidiformes, Batrachoididae.
GCCUGCCUCCUGCGCUCGCUCGCGCGCACACUCGGUUCGCCGUCAGUUUCUUCUUCACCCUGUGACGCCGUCCGAUCCGGUUCGGUUCGAUAUGGAGAAGUCAGCGGCGACGCGCGCGUACGGGGCCGCGCUGGCGGGCGGAGGGUUCGACUUCCAGAAGUUUGUCCGGCAGCCGCAGACUGUGGUGCGCGUGCUGAGCGGGGUUUUUGCUCUGGUGGUCUUCGCCUGCAUCACCACGGAGGGUUACGUUAACCCCUUCUACAGCUCGCAGGCAAAGUGCAUCUUCCACCAGACAGACUCGGCCUGUCAGUACGCCGUCAGCAUCGGUGUCAUUGCCUUCCUUGCCUGCCUGGCGUUCCUGGUGUUGGACGUCUAUUUGUCUUUCAUGAGCAGUGCGCGGGACCGGAAGUACGUCGUCAUGUUGGAUCUAGGAUUCUCAGGCGUGUGGACCUUCCUGUGGUUCGUGUGUUUCUGUGUCCUGGCCACGCUGUGGGGUCGAACACGCGACCUCGACGGUAUUCCCCAGGACGCCGCAAACGCCACGGUGGCUUUCUCUUUUUUCUCCAUUGCCACCUGGGGAAUCCUGACAUACUUCGCUUUGGGUCGUUACCGCCAUGGUGUGACUGACGUUACCGUGCCAACCUACGUAGAAGCACCAGAAGAUCACCCCCCCUACCCUCCCACCUACACCCCAACAUCCUACAACCCGACGACCUACACGCCCACCACGUAUACGGUGUACCCUGCUAACACUCCUGAUGUACACCAGCCUGAUGUGCACACAGACGCUGGCUACCUGCCCCCCGCCUACUGACAGACGAGGCAGCAGCGUUGGAGGUGAGGGACUCAUUCCUCUGACCUCUGACCUGGCCAUAGAUUUGUGCCAAACACACAACCUUCACCUCAAAGGGGAUCAGUAGAGGUCAGAGGUCACAUAAUGUGACACCUGAUGUUGAAGUCAAAAUUGCCAGAACUUCCUGUGUUCAUCUUUAGGCGCAUUUCCACCGCAGGAACCAGCUCCCGAGUUCCACACAUCUUCUAGGAACUAGCUCCAGUCCAGUUUCUGUUCUCAGUCUGGAUGGAUCCUGGUCUUUGACACGGAUCCUGGUUCUUCUGUCUCUGAGGUCAUUAUCAAAGGUUUUCCUGCAGUGGUUUUUCGUUCCUUCAGUAAAAUCAGUUUGCUGAUGUGUGGAACCUUUAGAGACCAGGGAACCAGUCCCCAUCUGGAACAGGAGCUGGUUCUGUGUUGGAGCAGAUUUUUUAUGUUGACAGAAACAUCUGACAAAAAACUGUGUUGUUGUUUGUGUGCCACAUUGUUUUUUUUUUUGUUGUUGUUUUUAACUUGGUUUAUUUGAGGAUCUGUUGCACAAACGUGUAGCCCUGCCCCCUCCCCCCACAGAGAGCAAAGGUCAUACAAUCGCCUCCAAACGCUGAGAUCUGAAAAACACUACUCAACACGACUGAAGAUAUUUUGUUUUAUUGGUCAACAGAUUAAAUGUUAACGGGGAUUAAAAUCUUCUUUUGACUUGUCAUUGUCACUUUAUGACAUCAUAAAGACAUGAUGGGACUUAAUAAAAUAAUAGCAUUUAUGACGUUGACUCCUGACUGCCCUCUGUUGGUUGGGGGAGGAGUCAUCUAGCUGAAGUGCCUUUGUAAUUUAGAAUUCAUUAAUUUAACUUUGAGAAAAAUAUAAAGAGACUGUAAAACCAAAC